This is a messenger RNA of Gorilla gorilla gorilla (western lowland gorilla), 3171 nucleotides long. RefSeq names its product zDHHC palmitoyltransferase 18 (gene ZDHHC18). NCBI's taxonomy places the organism in Eukaryota, Metazoa, Chordata, Mammalia, Primates, Hominidae. The record is from RefSeq and is a predicted model, not a curated record. Gene Ontology annotation, molecular function: protein-cysteine S-palmitoyltransferase activity. The transcript has 8 exons. Gene Ontology annotation, biological process: peptidyl-L-cysteine S-palmitoylation; protein targeting to membrane. Gene Ontology annotation, cellular component: Golgi apparatus; endoplasmic reticulum. The coding region runs from base 126 to 1298 and encodes 390 amino acids.
GCCGCCCCAGUGAGUGAGCGAGCGAGCGCCGCGCGCGCCGCCGCUGCCACCUCCGCUGCUCGGCCCGGUCCCGGAGCGGCCUGGCCGGCCCGCGGGGCGCGGAGCCGAGGCCCGCGGCCGGCUGCAUGAAGGACUGCGAGUACCAGCAGAUCAGCCCCGGGGCCGCCCCGCUGCCCGCCUCCCCGGGGGCGCGCCGUCCCGGCCCCGCCGCGUCCCCGACUCCGGGCCCCGGGCCCGCGCCGCCCGCCGCCCCCGCCCCCGCCCCCGCCCCGCCGCGCUGGAGCAGCAGCGGCAGCGGCAGCGGGAGCGGGAGCCUCGGCCGCCGCCCACGGCGCAAGUGGGAGGUGUUCCCAGGUCGCAAUCGCUUCUACUGCGGCGGCCGCCUCAUGCUGGCCGGCCACGGCGGCGUCUUCGCGCUCACGCUGCUGCUUAUCCUCACCACCACCGGCCUCUUCUUCGUCUUUGACUGUCCCUACCUGGCUCGCAAGCUGACCCUUGCCAUCCCCAUCAUCGCUGCCAUCCUCUUCUUCUUCGUCAUGAGCUGCCUGCUGCAGACAAGCUUCACCGACCCUGGGAUCCUGCCCCGGGCCACUGUCUGUGAAGCAGCCGCCCUGGAGAAACAGAUCGACAACACAGGCAGUUCUACAUACCGGCCACCCCCUCGGACCCGGGAGGUGCUGAUCAACGGGCAGAUGGUGAAGCUGAAGUACUGCUUCACCUGCAAGAUGUUCCGGCCACCCAGAACCUCACACUGCAGUGUCUGUGACAACUGUGUGGAACGAUUUGACCAUCACUGCCCCUGGGUGGGCAACUGUGUGGGGAGACGGAACUAUCGCUUCUUCUACGCGUUUAUUCUCUCCCUCUCAUUCCUGACGGCCUUCAUCUUCGCCUGUGUGGUCACCCACCUGACAUUGCGCGCUCAGGGAAGCAACUUCCUCUCCACUCUGAAGGAGACACCAGCAAGCGUGCUGGAGUUGGUGAUCUGCUUCUUCUCCAUCUGGUCCAUUCUGGGCCUCUCAGGGUUUCACACGUAUCUCGUCGCCUCCAACCUGACUACUAAUGAAGACAUCAAAGGCUCGUGGUCCAGCAAGAGGGGCGGUGAGGCCUCUGUCAACCCCUACAGCCAUAAAAGUAUUAUCACCAACUGCUGCGCUGUGCUCUGUGGCCCCCUACCUCCCAGCCUGAUUGACCGGAGGGGAUUUGUGCAGUCCGACACCGUGUUGCCCUCACCCAUCAGAAGCGAUGAGCCAGCCUGCAGAGCCAAGCCUGAUGCCAGCAUGGUAGGAGGCCACCCCUGACCACGGCUCAGUACUUGCCACCUGCUGGCCUGUCUGACCCUCCGCACUCACCUGCCGGGACCCUCCCUAUUCCAUCCAAGGGAAGCAGAACUGCCAAAGACUCAAGUCUUUUCAUAUUUAUUUCCCAUCCUGCGUGGCUUUCCCUGAACUGUUCCGUGGCUGUGCCCUCUGCUCCCCAAACCCAGGUUCCCACAGCCUUGGGCCCUAGGUACCCCAGCUGAUCAGUGCCGGGAGAGACCAGAGCCUCUGGAGGCUACCCAGCGGACCACACCAAGUCCUUGCCUGUGCCGGGCGAGCCCUGUGUGAGUGAGGCUGCAAACUGAGCGUGAGGCCUCCCAGGUGGGGGAACUGCUUGGGCCUUGCUGAGCCAGGGUCCUCAGGGUGAAGCAGGACUGAGGAGUGGCCAGCUCUGGAUAGCAGGCUGUGGAGAGGAAGCCUCCAUGGGCUGCUUUGGUCUGUGGGCUCCUUCGUUCCCUUGGUGAUAAUUGCCCUUUCUUCUGUGGGAUUUUUGGUGGGGUUUUCCCCCCUUUUUUAUGGAGUUGGCCAAUAGGAUUGAGUUGGGGCUCCAGUAGAGAAGGCAGGGUUGGUGGUGGGUGGGGGCAGCCUGUAUCAGACGAAGGUAAAUCAGCCAGCCAGGCACCCACAGCCUCAGCUCCUGUGCAGUUCCUGGGCAGCAGAGUGGAAGUGGGAGCCUGGUCCUUCCCUGCCCAUGGAGAGCUCUUUAAGGGAUCCCAGCCUGCCCCUCCACCUCUCUCCCAAGCCAGGUCCGGGCAUGGGUGGGUUAUGCUCAUGCUGGCAAUACUUGAAACGGGUUUAUUAAUGCUGGGUAUUUUGCACAAUUUUAUAGACCUCUUUUCUACAUAGUCUUUUUUAAAUGGAAGGAGAAAAUGUCAGCCACAUUACUGUCUGUAUAGUGCCAGGUGAAGGGUUAUCAGAAGGCUGGUUGGUUUUAAUAAGUUUAUUCCAAGAGACCUUCUGGCUGGAAUGAGUGAGAGUGUGUGUGCAUGUGUGUGUGUGUUCAUGUGUGCCCUGUAUGAAUGUGGCUGGCUCCCAUAUCCCCUGGGCUGCCCCCUGCCCCAUCCCCUUUGAGUGUCAGAAGCACUCUGAGCCAAGGGGACAGGGGGCACAUGCACUGGUCACGAGAAAACCCUGGGCUCCCACUGGGGCUCAGCCAAGCCUCCUAUCUUUCCUUCUUCUAUGGACUUCAGACAGCCAGUGUCUGGGGACUCUGCCACUCUACCCCCAGCCCUACCCACCAGCCCCCAGGUGAGGCUUCCAGCUGGGACCUGCCCAGACAGGCUGAGCCUGGGCGUGGUGGGUGGGGUGAUGGCUCUGGGGAGCGGCUGCCAUCCUACAAGCCACACCCCCUCCUCUGAGCUCUGAAUAUGGGACCCAGUGCCAGGAGCUGGAAGACAAGGUGUUUCUGCCAAAUGGGGACCUCCAUCCAGAGAAAAGGAAGAAGGUGCAGGGUGGGCCAAGAGGCAAGUGAAGUUUGGCCUGAGUCUGGGCCGGAAACUCAGAGGAUGUUUCUCCUCUGCUGGGAGCUGUAGUUUCUUAUCAAAAUAGAUAUUGUUCCACCAUCCCCCUCCUUGGCCCUUCAAGUGGGCUGAAGCCCUUGGAAAGUGACAUAGGAAAUCCCCAGAUCUUGCCCUUCUCACUCCAGAGGCUAGUGGUCACAGACAGCUGGGAAUGGCAGCCACAGAGGGUCCCCUCUGGGAGAAACAGCUUCACCCCAGCCUCAGGGCCCUGGGCCAUCACUGCAGUGGCCCUGGGAGGUGAGGAAGAAGCUGGCUAGAGGAGGGGGCUCCCACCUACCUUUUAUUUAAGCCAGUAUUCUUUGUUCCUGCUUGUAAUAAAACUUUAGUUUAUAAGA